AUGCUGCCUGCUAUCUGCUGCCUGCUAUGCUGCCUGCCUGCUCCUGCUGGUGCUGCCUGCUCUGCUGCCUGCUAUGCUGCCUGCUAUGCUGCCUGCUAUGCUGCCUGCUCUGCUGCCUGCUAUGCUGCCUGCUAUGCUGCCUGCUAUGCUGCCUGCUAUGCUGCCUGCUCUGCUGCCUGCUAUGCUACCUGCUAUGCUGCCUGCUAUGCUGCCUGCUAUGCUACCUGCUCUGCUGCCUGCUAUGCUGCCUGCUAUGCUGCCUGCUAUGCUGCCUGCUCUGCUGCCUGCUAUGCUGCCUGCUAUGCUGCCUGCUAUGCUACCUGCUCUGCUGCCUGCUCUGCUACCUGCUAUGCUACCUGCUCUGCUGCCUGCUAUGCUACCUGCUAUGCUACCUGCUCUGCUGCCUGCUAUGCUGCCUGCUAUGCUGCCUGCUAUGCUACCUGCUCUGCUGCCUGCUAUGCUACCUGCUAUGCUGCCUGCUAUGCUACCUGCUAUGCUGCCUGCUAUGCUGCCUGCUCUGCUGCCUGCUAUGCUGCCUGCUAUGCUACCUGCUAUGCUGCCUGCUAUGCUACCUGCUAUGCUACCUGCUCUGCUGCCUGCUCUGCUGCCUGCUAUGCUGCCUGCUAUGCUACCUGCUCUGCUGCCUGCUAUGCUACCUGCUCUGCUGCCUGCUAUGCUGCCUGCUAUGCUACCUGCUAUAACUGCCUGCUAUGCUACCUGCUAUCAUAA
Messenger RNA from Oncorhynchus keta (chum salmon), 729 nucleotides. Its product is annotated as keratin-associated protein 10-11-like. The coding region runs from base 1 to 729 and encodes 242 amino acids. The transcript has a single exon. The record is from RefSeq and is a predicted model, not a curated record. NCBI's taxonomy places the organism in Eukaryota, Metazoa, Chordata, Actinopteri, Salmoniformes, Salmonidae.